AUCGUUGAUGUCAUUUGCCUGCGCCUUUCAGUACCCGCGGUGUGGUCAGGGCCAGCGUCGGGUUGUCGAAACCGGGCCAGGAGAGAGGGCUCAAGAGGAUAGAGCCUUCCUCUGUGCCUUUGUUAGAAGCCGUGUCCCCGGUCUAUGGGACGAGCAGUCUCACGCGGGGUGUCAGUCGGGGCCGCGAGCUUACCAGUUCUCUGCGCGUGUUCUCCGUCUUUACGGCACCCAGAGAGUGGCUGCUUAGUUUGCGACCGUUUUACACGGGGAAGGCGUGGGUUACCUAGCCCAGUGGAGGUGUUGGGGUUCGCCGGAUCCAGAGAAAGACGCCCAGUUCGCCCCCCACUCACACCCUAUUCUGCCCACAGGAUCCGAUGGCUGCAGCUAAGUUGACGGACCGGGCUCAGGGCUCUGUGACCUUCGAGGACGUGUUUGUGUACUUCUCCUGGGAUGAGUGGGGACUCCUUGAUGAAGCUCAGAGACUCCUGUACCACAAUGUGAUAUUGGAGAACUUUGCCUUGGUGGCCUCCCUGGGUUGUUGGCGUGAAGCAGAGGAGGUGACACCUUCUGAGCAGGAUGUUUCUUUGGAAAGAGUUUCACAGGUCAGGACUCUGUCCACCCAGAAAGCCUACCCCUGUGAGAGGUGUGACCCAAUCUUGGAAAACGUUGUACACCUGGCUCAGCACCAGGGAUCACACCCUACCCAGAAACCAUGCACAUGUGGGCCAAGUGGGAGAGACUUCUUGUCUGGUGCAAACUUUGACCAGCAACAGGAGCCACACAGUGCAGAGAAUCCAUUCAGAAAAAAUGACAAUCAAGCUUCAUUUGCGAAGAGCUAUGCAGUCCACAUGCCAGGGUGGCCCUUCAUGUACAGAGAGGAAGGAACGGACUUCCUGGACAGCCCUGGCCUCUUCCAGCAACAGGCCAUUCACACUGGGGUGAGCCCAUCCAAAAAGAUUGAGUGCAUGGAGUCCUUUCUGCACAGCUCCACUCUUGGCAAGCACCAGGGUGCCCACACUGGACAGGCGGUGUUCAGUUAUAACAACUGUGGGGAAGCCUUCCUGAAGACCUUCACUCUCCUCAACAACUGGAUCACUCAGACUGAAGACAGACCCUUCAGAUGCUUCACAUGUGGAAAUGCCUUCAAGGAGAAAUCAGGUCUUAUUAAACACAGAAAAGCUCACAGUGGAGAAACGGCCCAUGUGGGCAAGGAGUGUGGAAAGACCUUUACUGACCUGUCCCACCUCAGGACGCACCAGAAAUUUCAUUCUGGAAAAAGGCAUUACACAUGCAGUGAAUGUGGGAAGGCCUUCAGUUGCAAAGACACCCUUGUUCAGCACCAGAGAGUUCACACUGGAGAAAGAUCUUAUGACUGCAGCGAAUGUGGAAAAGCUUACAGCAGAAACUCCCACCUUGUUCAACACCAGAGAACUCACACUGGAGAAAGGCCGUAUAAGUGUGGUGAAUGUGGCAAAGCCUUCAGCCGCAAAGACACCCUUGUUCAGCACCAGAAAAUCCACACUGGAGAAAGGCCUUAUGAGUGUGGCGAAUGUGGGAAAUUCUUCACCCAUAGCUCCAAUCUUAUUGUUCACCAAAGAAUUCAUACUGGAGCAAAGCCUUACGAGUGUAGCGAAUGUGGGAAAUGCUUUAGCCGCAACUCCAGCCUCAGUCUACACCGGAGAGUCCACACAGGAGCAAGGCCUUAUGUGUGCAGUGAAUGUGGGAAAACCUACAUCAGUAGCUCCCGCCUUGUCCAACACAUAAAAGUCCACACUGGAGCAAGGCCUUAUGAGUGCAAUGAAUGUGGGAAAUUCUUUAGCCGCAACUCCAGCCUUAUUUUACACCGGAGAGCACACACUGGAGAAAAGCCGUAUGUGUGUGGCAAAUGUGGGAAAGCCUAUAGGAGAAGGUCCCAUCUUGUUCGGCACAAGCAAGUGCACUCUAGGGAAAGGUCUCAUGAGUACAAUAAUUUUGGUAACUCUCUAGUUGCAUCUCUUUAACUUGUCAACACCAGGAUAUUCACAGAGAAAGAUUUUAUGAGUGCAUAAAAUAUGCUAUUUCCUUGUUCAAGCCAGUAGGACUCACACCAGUGAGUACCCAUUGUGGGAGAGCCGUCAGCCAGCAGGUGAGCCUCGUCCAUUCAGAUGCCCAUACUGAGGGGAUUCCCACUGAGUGCCACAUGUAUUGGAAGUUGGCACACAUUGCAUUGCACUUUCUAAAAUGUCCUGGGUUCUUGUCCUGGGUUAUGUCACUGCCAGUGUGUGUCAGUCACCACAAUACAUUCAGGGAAGACAGACUUUGUGUUGUCUCUCCUGUUCCCUGGAGAGAAUUACGAGUGUUUUGAGCCCUCUUGAGAGUCUUCGUUUCCUCCCGUAUGACUGGUUUCUGAGAGGACAUGAUCUAGCUGUGGCCAGAAGGCUUUGAGCUGGCAUCUACUAGAGGCUUCCAAAGAAGUCGCCCCUUUUUCAUUGAUGCUGUACAUGUGAUAGCUCUGAUGAAUUUGUCCUGCUUCCAAGUCACGCAGCCUUGUAACUGCCUGUCUCAUGCUGUUCUGGUUCUUGGAGCGAUAAAGGUGUUAUUGUGUAAGCCUUUACUCUUGGGAGAUCUGUUUACCGUGUGGAGUGAAUUGAGAAAAGAAUAGGGUCUGCCAGCAUGAAGGUGGGAACACCUUUUGUGGGUGCCCCCAACUUUAUGUGCCUAGAGGGGACAAGAGGAUGGCAGAAAAAACGUCCGAGUGGAGUUUGCCCAUGACCUUUCAGGUAGAACUGAAGACUUUGUGAACCUAAUCCUGUGGCCUGGUUAUGAGGAUUUCCUGUAAGCCCAGAAAACAUCCUGAGGAGGAGAAUGUUGAUAGCACCCUCCAGUGCACUUCAUAGCAUGCAUGAGUUGGGUCUCUUGUACCCAGGAAUUGUCCCACAUUCCCCACCAGUGUGGAGAAAUUGCUGUCUCCCAGACUUGUACAGGAGCCAGCCCACUGACAUUCAGAGUCCUGUAGGUAGGAGUCACUGACUGUACGAGCCACAGGUCAGGUGGGAAUCAACUGGUACAGAGACACUCAGUACAGAAAUACUGAGAUAGUUGGGAAGACUGUGGCAAAUGAGAAGGGGUGUGUCUAUUAUAAAGUGACAUCCACAGAUGGCCAUGUGAUUCUGGCUGUGUGGGGUGAGGGUGUAUGGAAAUUUGCAAGACCUGUAGACCUCUAUCUCCUUUGGCAUGACUGACAAUCUAAAGGGUUCUGGAGGCCCGGAGCCUCCCUUGAGUGUGGAACCUUAUGGCCAUUGCUGCAUAGGCAGGAAGUCCAGGCCUGAGAGAAUACAAGUCCUUCAGUCCAGGGGUGGGGCUUCUCUGACCUAGCCAGCAUUUCCGGUGACUGAAGUGGACAUGGUCUUCAUUGUGCUCCAGUUUCUGCUGCCGUUGACACCAGUUUCACAUGUUGGGAAGAGUGGUAUGGUAGAGUCAAAAUAGUUGGCAGAUCUGAUUUUCCAAGAGGCAUAGUGGUUGUUGCUGGGUGCUAUGUAGUUCAGUUCAACUCAUAGCGGCCCCCUGUGACAGAGCAGAACUUGCCCAUAGGUUUUUCUAGCCCAUAAUUUUUAUGGAAGCAGAUCACCAGGUCUUUCUCACAGAGCAGCUGAGUGCUAACCCAGAGGCAUGGUAGAUAAAGGCGUUUUAUGCAGAACAUUUUGUUAACAGCUUUAUUGAGGUAGGAUUUACAUGCAAUAAACUGCAUUAUUUAAAGUGUAAAAUUUGUUCUGUUUUAGCAUGUGCAUACACUUUUGAAACCAUUAUCACAGUCAUGAUAAUAAACACAUCGAACACACUCAGAAGAUUCCCCACGUCCCUUCCUAAUCCGUUCCUCUCAAUUGUGUCUAAUCUCCUUCCCUGCAGUUCCGAGCAAGUCAUUGAUUUGCUUUUUGUCACCAUCCUUUUUUUAGAAUUUUAUUUAAAUGGAAUCAUACAGUAUAUACUCUUUUUUUAUCCUUGUGAUAUACCACUUUUUUUUUUUUAAUCCAUUCAACUGUUAAUAGGUGGUUUCGUUCUUUCCAGUUUUUGGCUAUCAUGAAUAAAGCUGCUGUGAAGACUUGUGUACAAGCUUUUAGGUGGAUAUAUGUUUUAUUUCUCUUGGGUAAAUAUCUAGGAAUGGAAUGGUGGGGUCAUAGGGUUGAUGAGUGUAUUAUUUUUUUAAAAGAAACUACCACAAACUGUGCUGGAAAGUGAUUGUACCAUUUUAUAUUCACAGCAGCAGGGUAUGACUAUUCCAGUUGCCUCACAACCCCUCUGACAGUUGGUAUUUUUCUGUUUAGUUAUAGUAAUCUCAGUUUGUGUUCUAGAUUUAAAAACAAAACCCAGUGGCUGUUGACCCUGCUCUGACUCAUGGCAACCCCAUGAGUGUCAGAAUAGAAUAUGCACCAUAGGGUUUUCAGUGGCUCAGUAUUUGGGAGUAGAUUGCCAGAUCUUUCCUGUGAGGCACCUCUGGGUGGGCUCAAGCACCAACUUUUUGGUUAGCAUCCAAGCAUGUAAAGUUUGCACCACCCAGGGUCUACUGUAUAUAGCACAAAACCAAACCUGUUGUUGUGAAGUCAGUUCUGACUCAUGGCAACCCCAUAUGUUACACAGUAGGACUGUUCCGUAGUGUUUUCUUGGCUAUAAUCUAUGGAAGCAGAUCUCUAGGCCUUCCUCGCACAUGCUUCUGGAUGGUUUUAAACUGUCAACCUUCAGGCUGGUAGUCAAGCACAAAUCAUUUGUGCCAUCUAGAGACCUUCUAUAUAGCAUGUUGUUGUUAGGUGCUGCUGAGUCUAUUUCAACUCAUAGUGACCCCAUGCAACAGAGUAGAACUGCCCUAAAGGAGUUUCUAGGCUAUAAUUUUUAUGCCUGUGAUCUUUAUGCAGAUCGUCAGGUCUUUCUCCCAUAGAGCCACUGGGUGGGUUCAAACUGCCAACCUUUUGGUCAUCAGCUGAGCGCUUUUACUAUUUAUACCACCAGGUCCCCUCCUGUAUAGCAUACCCGUUGCUGACGACAUUAAUUCCGACUCAUAGCAACCAUAUAGAACAGAGUAGAACUGCCCCAUAGGGUUUCCAUGGAUGCAGUCUUUACUAAAGCAGACUGCCAACUCUUUCUUCCACGGAGUAGCUGGUGGGUUCAAACUGCCAACCUUUCAGUUAGCCGCUGAGUGCUUAACCGAUGUGCCACCAGGGUCCUUCAUAUAUAACAAACCCAUUGUCAUUGAGUUGAUUCCGACUCAUAGCAACCGUAUAAUAUAGUACUUCUCUAAUAUGUAAUAGAAGAAGAAUUAGGAAAACAUGUACAGAUGUGAUUUUUGCAAUCUCAGUUCAAAAAUACCAUCACUUUAGGCAGUUCCUUUUUGUCUUAAGAGGUGCAUGUACCCAAUCCACAGGAAUCACAGAAGGAUGGAACAUUCUUGAACGUGCAUCAUAAUCACCUGGAGAUCUUAUAAAAACACAGAUUCUUUGGCCUGAACUCCAGAGUGUCUGACUCAGUAGGUCUGGGGUUGCGAGUGAGAAAUGCACUCCUAAUGAGUCUCCAGAUGGUGCUUGCAAUGUCACUAUAUUCACAAGUUCUUAGAGAAGGACCGUUUGGAGCAGAGCAUGGACCAGACAUUGCUAAUGGUGUGAUCCACAGGCGUUUAUAACAGAAUAAACAGUACAGGGAUGAGAACAGGACACGUCAUCAUCAGCCUAGGUUCCCCAAAGUUAGGCUCUCGUCUACAAGAUGAUGUUAGACUGCACUCAAGCAUAUCCCAGUUCAUGUUUUGAGAGAAGAACCCCUAAAUUCCUCCCUGGAUUAAAUACUAAUCAGACAGCCAAAUUUACAUGCCAAAUAGCAUAUAUAGAGAACAGGUAGGGAAAGGGGCAGUGAAAGAGGGCAAUAAAAGUAGAAGGUCACCUGUAGGCAAUGGGCAUCAAUUAUUGCCCCGGUUCAGAGUGGGCUAGAUCUACCGGUGCCGGAGAACAGCCCUUCCUCCAGAGGGCAAUCAUCUCCCCCUGGGGCCACGUACUUUAUGUCCAUUAGUAGCUAUUAAUGUGCAUUGGCAGAUAGGAAGAUGGUUACGGGACAGUAAUACUAUGGCACACCUGCGCACCCAGCACCAUUGCUGCAUCUUGUGCUGGGAUCCAACUCCGAUAACCAGUGUUCUGAGAAAGGCAAUGCUUCCAAGCCCCAGCUUGUGGGGCUGGAGAUUUGCAAACACUGAGGGAUGGUGCCAGAGUUGUCACCAACAUCCCUCGAAGUGACCAAAGCAGGUGGAUGGCCAACUGGGCUAGUGUUCCAGGUUUACAAUUGCAGAGGGACCCCACGAGGUCCUGAGCUGGUGUCCACCACUGAAGCUGUUUCUUGAUCUCUGCCAGGUUCUUACAGGGAGAGGCUAGAGAAGAGGGGGACCGUUUGUAGGACCUCCGGAGGCCUCCAUUGUGUCCAGAUCUUUUUAGGAGAACCUCUCCAGACAGUCCUCACUGCUGGCCAGAGGCUAAGUCUGAGCUUCUUGGUGGAGAAACUGAGGCCACGGAGGUCAUUUAUUCUCCCCACGGAGGUCCCUAAGUGGCACACAUGGUUGGCAGUGUGAACUACUAACCGAAAGGUUUGCAGUGUGAACCCACCCAGAGGCUCCACAGAAGAAAGACCUGGCAAUCUGUUCCGAGAAAGAUUUACAGCCUAUGAAUAGCUAUGGGGACAGUUCUACUCUGUAACACGUGGGGUCGCCAUGAGUCAGAAUCAACUCGACACUGAACAACAACAUAUCUGAAUCAGCUCGAGAAAUACUGCUUUGUUAUGACCCUGAAGGGGCUUUUCAAGCCCCAGAUAGAGAAGGAAAGCUCUGCAGGAAGGCUGAAAUCCAGACCCUUUGACAGUAAGGACUCUAAAAGAACUGUUUCUAAAUGUCCUAUUUACCUCUUUAUUUUAAUGGGUAUCACUCAGUGUUUUUAAGGAUGAAAAACGCAUUUUGGAGGCAAAACCCUCAUUAUGAUCAAGGUUCCAGCACAGCCACCUGCUCAGUUUCAUUCUCUUCAUUCUCUGACUUUUCAGACAUUAGUGCUUCAUGCCCAAACUUCAUUGAGAUCUUAACUUUUGUCACAUGUCGCAGAUAGGUUUUCCCUGAGCUAUUUCCACUACUUUUUUUUCCUGUAAUAUGGUAUUGUGUUUUCGGUGAAAGUUUACACAGCAAAUUAGGUUCCCGUUUGACAAUUUGUGUACCAAUUGUUCAGUGACAAUUGUUAACAUUUUUCACAAUGGGACAACAUUCUCUUUAAUUGCAUCUGGUUGUUCUAGUUUCUAGUGCUCUAGUUUCCCUGUCCCCUUCUCAUCUUUGCUUUAGAGAAAUUGUUGACCUUUUGGUCUCAUACAGACGGUUUUUUUUAAUGGAGCACGGUACUCAAGGGUAAUAUCCUUUAUUUUGUGUGCCAGUCUGUUAUUUCGCUGAAAGGUGACCUCGGAGAAUAGUUUCAGUUUGAGGUUUAAAGAAUAUCUCAAGGCAGUAGUCUGAAGGAGUCCUCUAGUCUCAAGCAGUCCAGUGAGCCUGAACUUUUUAAGAAUUUGAUGUUCUGUUCUGUGUUUUUCUUCUGUUCUAUCUGGGUCCACCUACUGUGGCCCUGAUAAGAAUGAUCAGUAGUGGAGCCAGGCACAAUGUUUCUUCUGGUCUGUUACUAAUUUUUAAUAAUGAUGUAAUCAUUCUUAGUAGCUCUCAGCUACUAAAAUUUCCACAUUUCACUUAACAUUUUCUGAGAUCAUCGCAGCUCUUUAUGGAGACAUUGUUACUGCAGCCACAUGUCAAACAGUGAAUGUUUCUCAGCGAGAAGAUGAGAUCAUGGUGUCCUAGACCCUUACCUUAGGGAUAAGAUGCCUUCUUUCCACAUACUCUCUGACUGGGACUCCCGCGGCCAUUUUAUUUGCAGAAAAUGACAUUUGUUAAGUGUUACGGAUUGAAUUGUGUCCCCCCAAAAUACGUGUUGUAAAUCCUAACCUUUUGUCUUACUUAUCUAGUGCUGCUAUAACAGAAAUACCCCUUGUGGAUGGCUUUAACAAAGAAAUACUUAUUCUCACAGUCUAGGAGGCUAGAGGUCCAAAUUCAGGGUGUCAGCUCCAGGGGAAGGCUUUGUAUCUUUGUUGGUUCUGGAGGAGGGUCCUUGUCAGCAAUCUUCACCUGGUCCAGGAGCUUGUCCAAGCAGUAACCCUGGGUCCAAAGGACGUGCUCUGCUGCUGGUGCUGCUUUCUUGGUAAUAUGAGGUUCCCAUGUCUCUCUGCACACUUCUCUCUUUUAUAUCUCAAAAGAGAUUGGCUCAAGACACAACCCAGUCUUGUAGAUUGAGGCCUGCCUCGUUAACAUAACUGCCAUUAAUCCCAUCUCCUCAUCAAGAUAGUAUUUAUAACACAUAGGAAAAUCACAUCCGAUGACAGGAUGGUGGACAAUCACACAAUACUGAGAAUCAUGGCCUAACCAAAUGGAUACACAUUUUUGGGGGACACAAUUCAAUCCAUGACACCCCUGUACCCCAGUGAGCAGGGGACACUGCAUGGUUUAAAGUCAGGAAAAUUGUGCAUCAGGGUUGUAUCCUUUCACCAUACCUUUUCAAUCUGUAUGCUGAGCAAAUGAUCCAAGAAGCUGGACUACAUGAAGAACAGGGCAUCAGGAUUGGAGGAAGACUCAUUAACAUCCUGCGUUAUGCAGAUGGUGUAACCCUGCUGGCUGAAAGUGAAGAGGACUUGAAGCACUUCCUGAUGAAGAUCAAGGACCACAGCCUUCAGUAUGGAUUACACCUCAGCAUAAAGAAAACGAACAUCCUCACAACUGGACCAAUAAUAACAUCAGUAUCAAUGAAGAAAAAAUUUAAGUCGUCAAGGAUUUCAUUUUACUUGGAUCCACAACCAAUACCUAUGGAAGCAGCAGUCAAGAAAUCAAAAGACGCAUUGCAUUGGGGAAAUCUGCAAAAGACCUCUUUAAAGUGUUAAAAAGCAAAGAUGUCACCUUGAAGACUGAGGUGCUCCUGACCCAAGCCAUGGUGUUUUUAAUUGCCUCAUAUGCAUGCAAAAGCUGGGCGAUGAAUAACGAAGACCAAAGAAGAAUUGAUGUCUUUGAAUUGUGGUGUUGGCAAGGAAUAUGGAAUAUACCAUGGCCUGGCAAAAAAUGAACAAAUCUGUCUUGGAAGAAGUACAACCAGAAUGGUCCUCAGAAGCAAAGAUGGUAAGAUUACGUCUCACAUACUUUGAGCAUAUUAUCAGGAGGGAUCAGUUCCUCGCCCAGCCCAUUGCCUUUGACCCUAGAGAAGGACAUUAUGCUUGGUAGAGAGCGAAAAAGAGGAAGACCCUCAAGGAGAUGGGUUGACACAGUGGCUGCAACAACGGGCUCAAGCAUAACAGUGAUUGUGAGGAUGAUGCAGGACCUAGCAGUGUUUAGUUCUGUUGUACAUAGGGUCACUAUGAGUCAGAAUCGACUCGAUGACACCUAACAACAACAACAAAAUACCUGUGGUUAUAAUCCCACUUGGGAAUGAGUUUUAUUUGUUAUGUUAAUGAGACAGUAUUAAUGUGGGGUGUAUCUUAAAUCAAUCUCUUUUGAUGUACAUAAAAGCAAAUUAAGCAAGCAAGCAGAGGUGGAGAAAGAUAUAAUCCAUGCCAUAUGAAGAUCACCAUGGAGCCAAGAAACAGAAGUUGAAAAGAGACAAGGAGCUUCCCUCAGUGUGCACAGGGAGAGAAAGCCUUCCUGUAGAGCUGGGGCCCUGAAUUCAGACUUCUAGCCUCCUAAACUGUGAGAAAAUAAAUUUCUGUUUGUUAAAACCACUCACUUGUGGUAUUUCUAUUAUAGCAGCCUUAGAUAAUUAAGACAGUAAGUAUCUUUUUUUUUAAUAACUUUUAUUAAGCUUCAAGUGAACGUUUACAAAUCCAAUCAGUCUGUCACAUAUAAGUUUACAUACAUCUCACUCCCUACUCCCACUUGCUCUCCCCCUCUUGAGUCAGCCCUUUCAGUCUCUCCUUUCUUGACAAUUUUGCCGGCUUCCCUCUCUCUCUAUCCUCCCAUCCCCCCUCCAGACAAGAGUUGCCAACACAAUCUCAAGUGUCCACCUGAUAUAAU
Molecule: messenger RNA, 10078 nt
Organism: Loxodonta africana (African savanna elephant)
Lineage: Eukaryota; Metazoa; Chordata; Mammalia; Proboscidea; Elephantidae
Product: zinc finger protein 304
Exons: 3
Coding region: 375-2000 (541 amino acids)
Biological process (GO): regulation of DNA-templated transcription
Cellular component (GO): nucleus
Source: RefSeq, a predicted model, not a curated record